Molecule: messenger RNA, 3583 nt
Organism: Perkinsus marinus ATCC 50983
Lineage: Eukaryota; Perkinsozoa; Perkinsida; Perkinsidae
Product: rothmund-thomson syndrome dna helicase recq4, putative
Exons: 27
Coding region: 1-3537 (1178 amino acids)
Biological process (GO): double-strand break repair via homologous recombination
Cellular component (GO): chromosome; cytoplasm; nucleus
Molecular function (GO): nucleic acid binding; 3'-5' DNA helicase activity; ATP binding
Source: RefSeq, a predicted model, not a curated record
AUGCCCACCUUCACGCCUAGUAUAGGAUGGUUCACUACCGUAACGCCUCCGGCCGAUGCUGGGCACGCCGGGGCUGCCAAGAGUCGGGGCGAGGCUACACCUACGAGUGACCCACUGCCCCCACCACUUGUACGCAAACAUCGCUCUAGGGGGCCCUCGUCUAUGCUACGGCAUUACAACUGCUUGCGAACGAUGGUGGCUGUGGAGGACGAUGCAUCGAAAUCUGCUGAUGAAAAUAUGCCCACUGCUAAUCGCGGAGAUGUGCCCUCGGAGGAAUCCAAAGUCAUUAUUGGGGAGGACUUAAACCCUCCCCAGAACGUCGAGCAUGAGGAAGCGCCGAUUGUCCGUGGGUCGGAGAUGCUGGGGCCUCAGCUUGGUGUGGCUAGAGUGGACCAGGAAGAGGCAAUGGAAGGUCCCACGACAGUGAAAGUGCCGGCUCGUAAGAGGGCGUCUAAGCGGAAGCGGCAAUCGACGGGAGACUCCAUUGCUCCCCCUCGGACGGUGCGCAAGGGCCCAACCAGGACAGCUACGAUGAGAGACAAGGCGGCUGUCCGCACUGUGACCGCCACCGCCGCCUCGGAGGGGACUGCGACGCGAGGGGAUGGGGAUCGUAUGGUAUCGAGUAACUUCGUGUAUCAAAAUCUGAAGCAUAGAGGGUCUUCGAGGAGCAAUAAGGACGUGGAGAAAAUGAAGAGAAAGAUAGGCAUGGAUAACAAGGGCCGCAUGAAGGAGGGUGGUAGCGCCAAGAGCGCCAUCUUGAAUGGAGGGAGAGCGGGUCUUAGGAGGAGGAGAGGAGGAGGAGCACAGCAAGUUGGAGGUUAUACCAAAGCUCAGCGGGCUCGGCUACGUCGUAUCGAGCUUGCACAGGAGAUGCUCAAAUCUCGGCAGUUGGCUGACCAGAGGCUCAGUCGUGGUGGGAGCAUACAGGCUGAGGAUCUCGAGGAAUCAGCGGCUGCUCCAGUACGGAACACCAUUUUCUCGGCUAGUGUGGACGUGGCUAAGUUGGACAGGCUCAUGGAUGAGCGGGCUAAGAGGCGUGAAGAGGAAGGGGAGGUCCACAUCAGCAGUACGCGGAUCGUCGAGCCGAUGGAGUUACCGCAUGUACCGGAUGGUGAGGAACUCCAGAAGAUGCUUAACGAGGAGUUUGGUCAUUGCGAUGGAUUCCGAGCGGGACAGCAAGAGGCCAUCGAGGCUCUCCUUGGUGGUGCCUCUUGCCUCGUCGUACUGCCUACUGGUCAGGGCAAGUCCCUCAUCUACCAGUUCGUUGCCAGGAUAUAUCGGAAGUAUCUUGGUGAUCGUGGUGGUGUGACAGUGGUCGUAUCUCCUCUGAUAUCUCUCAUGGCGGAUCAGCUGAGGCAGCUGCCUAGUUGUGUCCGAGGGGCUACUAUCAACUCGACGAUGACGCCCUAUGAGAUGGAUGCGGUCCUGCUAGGGGCAGCACAAGGGGAGAUAGACCUCUUACUAGUGGCUCCUGAGCGUUUGCUCAUGUGGUCCUUCCAGAACGCUCUCCCAUUUGUCAACCUGGUGGCCAUCGAUGAAGCCCACUGUAUCUCAGAGUGGAGCCACAGCUUCCGGCCUGCUUAUCAACGUAUCACUGGUGUGAUACGGCGGCAGCUCCGGCCAGCCCACCUCUUGGCCCUCACGGCUACGGCUACUUCGCGGACUAUUUCCAGCGUGAUCAGCAUCUUAGGGGGUAUCGAUAUCACCGUCCGCGCUGACGGUGUGGUGGAGAGGACUCUCGGAAGCCUCCAAACGCCAGAGGUGGAGGAACAAGAAGAGGGCUCAAUGGUCCUCCGAAGGAACCUCCGGCUCUCGGGCUCUCCAACGUUGAACCCCUUGCAAAGCCUUCUGGAACUCCUACACACGUCUGAGUACCGUCCCUUGUCGAGUAUCAUAGUGUAUGUAGCCUAUCAGUGGCAGACUGAACAGGUCGCACGGCUGCUGUGUCAGCGAGGGGUCAGGGCGGGGGCAUACCACGGAGGCAUGUCGAGUAUCGAGCGGAACGAAGUACAGGAGGCCUUCAUACGGGGAGGAGGUCAAGCCAGUGGUGGUGGCAUUCAAGUCAUUGUAGCCACUGUGGCGUUUGGAAUGGGUAUCGACAAAUCCGAUGUCCGUGCGGUGGUCCACAUGGCCUUGCCUCGCUCACUGGAGAGCUACGUUCAGGAGACUGGACGCUGCUGCAGGGACGGCUACGAGUUUGGCCUCUGCCACGUAUUGAUCUGCCAUCAAGACUACGCCAGACUGCGGCGGGCAGUAUUUUCCGAUAGUUUGGACCCCCUCAGCGUUGGAUCCCUGGUCGGAAGGAUCCUGUUCGGAUCCCAUCAGGGCUCAAACACUACCGACAGGCUGGAGCCCUUUGGAUCCUGUACCUGUGUGGCUGCAUCGACUGACGAGGCUCCGUUUCGCUUCGCUUUCGUAGAUGAAAAACAGGGUGCCCGUGAGCUAGAUUGUAGUAAAGAGCAGCUCACAUUCCUUCUCGGCUCAUUGGAAUCGGCCGGCCAGGGUGUUAGGGCUGUUUUCCACGGUUUCCCGAGCAAGGUGAAACUGAGGUUCUUCUCCAAAGACCCAGAGACAGUAGCACGUGAGGAUCCUUUCAUACGGGCCUUGCUAGCUCCAGAGGAAGCUCUGUCUACUGCUGAGGCCACGGAAGAAGGCACUGAGCAGGCCGUGACCAUCACCGUCCCCUGCCGAACCGGAGUCUAUACCAUUGACACGCGCCUCGCCCUACCAACCUUAGCAGCUACCUCAGGAUAUGCCUCCAUCACUCCUCCUGACUUCAUGCGGAGGCUCCAUGACGCCCAACGCAAGUGGCACUUUGCUGUGGAAAAACAGGAGUACUGCCACGUUAUCGCCAUGGGGGGAAGGGUUCCCUCUGAGGCCAACCAUGAUCGAGAAUCAAUCCCUUGUGUUCGUCGCUUGGCUGCAGCGUUGAUAUCCCAGGUUCGAAGGCAUCAAGACCAUCAGCUGGUGAAGGUAGAUGCCUGUUAUCUCGUUCUAAGGAGGAUUGCUGCUAACGACAACGGGAAGGACCCUCUCUUCGGCCAUCGCCUCAUCCAGAAUUACUUUUCGUUGGCAUCGGAGGGCUGUGAAGAGGAACUCCUCCUGAGCCUCGCCGAUGGCGAUCGAGCAGAGCUUCGGAGGGUUCUUGGCCCAGCAGCGGUGCCACACGAACAGGGAGAUACCACUGAGCGGACAGCGAGGGAGUGGGAGUGUGAUGAGAACUACAGCAGCGACUUCAAUUGGGUGCGAGGGGAUCUGGAGGGUCUCCUCUCGGGUGGUAUGGUGAAGGCCCUCGACCCUAUCGUCUAUGCGAACGAUACCGCAGAAGAGCCGUUCUGGAUGGAGGACUCUUUGUGGUCGCCUAGUGCAGCGGCAACCCCGACGUCUAUUGCUCGCAUACUCCAGGGUAUACCCAGCCCAACGUACCCCACCAAGGCGUGGAAGGAUACCCCCUACUGGGGACGUCAUGAAGCCUUGCCAUUCGACGUCUUAACAAGUAUGAUAUCAGCUGCGAUGCGCGGGCGGUGUUCUCGAUGAUGCAUGCAUCGUUAUCCUUUAUCAAUCCGGGUUUGAAUCGAACCCG